Molecule: messenger RNA, 2040 nt
Organism: Salvelinus sp. IW2-2015
Lineage: Eukaryota; Metazoa; Chordata; Actinopteri; Salmoniformes; Salmonidae
Source: RefSeq, a predicted model, not a curated record
AGUCAUUAUAGUUGUGUAGUCCAGUUUGUUGCUGUUGCAGGAUAUCCUUACAGCUCCUCGCAUAGAAAUUCCAGGGAUUUGUUUCUGUCCCUCUCCUCUCCUGCGACUGUUUCUUUUGCGCUGUGUAUGUAGCACGUUCGCGGUAGAGAUCUGUUUUUGGCAUUGACAUUUGCUGGACAUUUGAUGCUACAUUUUUUUUUUUACCGUUAGAUAAGGAAUUAACAAGAGUUGUCAUAUGUUUCUGUGUUUUGAAAAGGUUUUGGAAAGACCCGUAUUUCGGUGGGAUAAGCACAAAACGUUGGACUUGUGUUUCUAUUUGCUGUCGGACUAACGGUUUUGUAAUGCACGAAAGACGUGGGGGUUGACAAAAAGUUGGAAGAAUGAAUUUCCACAUAGUCCCGCAGUCAAAGUAACUGGAUAGGUCUUCGAAAACCCUGCUAUAAGACUGCCAGCGGAGCGAUCUACCGAAAGGACUGUACAAGAAGGGGUGGCUCAUCUCGGAUUUGUAGUUUGGAUUUUACGCACCGUGACCCAUAGUCUUAUUUAUCCAAAACGGUUGAACUGAAAACCGGGACAUUCAGAUGUUUUAGUCAAAAAUAUUCUCCUCCAUCCCAUUAGUUGAAUUAAAAGGUCCUAUCGUGUGCCAUCUCUCCCCACUUGACGUAGAACCGUGCAUCGUCUAUCAUGCGCCGCUUCUUGGAGAAAAUAUGCUGCAAAAUUGAGGGAAGUCAAGAAGCAGCAUGACUUGCUCUUGGAAUUCCCUUGAAUCUCAGUUUUCCUCUUAUAUAAUAUCUUGAUGCUGUACAUUUUUGGUUUACAAAUAUGAUGAAAUGGCAGCCCCGGAAGAAGGCAUACUUCCGACAGGGUGUUGCCCUUCAGUACCUUGGUCGCCAUGCCGACGCGUUGGCCGCCUUCGCCUCGGGGCUGGCCCAAGACCCCAAGAGCCUGCAGCUACUGGUUGGCAUGGUGGAGGCUGCCAUGAAGUCCCCACUACGAGAGUCCCUGGAACCCACCUACCAGCAGCUGCAGAAGAUGAAGCUGGACAAGAGUCCAUUCGUGGUGGUGUCAGUGAUUGGUCAGGAGCUGCUGACGGCGGCCCACCACACCGCAUCCGUGGUGGUCCUGGAGGCCGCGUUAAAGAUCGGUACCUGCAGCCUCAAGCUGCGUGGCUCCGUCUUCUCAGCCCUCAGCAGCGCCCACUGGUCCCUGGGCAAUGCAGAGAAGAGCACCGGAUACAUGCAGCAAGACCUGGAGGUUUCCAAGACACUAGGUGACCAAACAGGUGAAUGCCGUGCCCAUGGCAACCUGGGCUCAGCAUUCUUCUCCAAGGGGAACUACCGCGAGGCCCUGACCAACCACCGCCACCAGCUGGUCCUGGCCAUGAAGCUCAAGGACAGGGAGGCAGCUUCUAUGGCCCUGAGCAGCCUGGGUCAUGUGUAUACAGCCAUCGGGGACUACCCUAAUGCCCUGGCCAGCCACAAGCAGUGUGUCCUACUGGCAAAGCAAUCCAAAGACCAGCUGUCAGAGGCACGAGAGCUGGGCAACAUGGGCGCUGUCUACAUUGCUAUGGGCGACUUUGAAAACGCUGUACAAUGCCACGAGCAGCACCUGGGCAUCGCCAAGGCCCUGACCAACAAGAGGGAGGAGGCCCGUGCCUACAGCAACCUGGGCAGUGCCUACCACUACCACCGUAACUUUGACAAGGCCAUGUCCUACCACACCCAUGUACUGGAGCUGGCCCAGGAGCUGGAGGAGCAGCCUAUAGAGAUGAGGGCGUACGCUGGGCUGGGGCACGCUGCACGCUGCAUGCAGGACCUGGAGAGAGCCAAGCAGUACCAUGAACAGCAACUGGCCAUCGCUGAGGGCCUGAAGGACAGGGCUGCAGAGGGAAGAGCCUCCUCCAACCUGGGCAUUAUCCACCAGAUGAAAGGAGACUAUGAGCUCACUGAAACUCCACAAAACCCACCUCUCCAUCACCCAGGAGCUCAGUGACUAUGCUGCCCAGGGCCGGGCCUACGGUAACAUGGGCAAUGCCUACAA